Messenger RNA from Neurospora tetrasperma FGSC 2508, 4157 nucleotides. RefSeq names its product myosin-1. NCBI's taxonomy places the organism in Eukaryota, Fungi, Ascomycota, Sordariomycetes, Sordariales, Sordariaceae. Gene Ontology annotation, cellular component: plasma membrane; cytoplasm; actin cortical patch. The record is from RefSeq and is a predicted model, not a curated record. The transcript is spliced from 3 exons. Gene Ontology annotation, biological process: vesicle transport along actin filament; actin filament organization; endocytosis. Bases 1 to 3942 code for a protein of 1313 amino acids. Gene Ontology annotation, molecular function: ATP binding; actin filament binding; microfilament motor activity.
AUGGGGGAUUGGCACAGAGGACGUUCCCGUUGCUCCUGCCAGGGGAGGCGGAGCACCAGCGAUUACGCAUCUUCUCCAAGGAACGGCGACUUGAACGGGCGGGCGAUUACUGCUGCGACACCUCACACUCGCUGCAACUCCAACGUCUUCCAAGUCCAGUCUCCCUCUCUUCCAUCCUCUGACAUACCGCCCUCACCACCACCACCCCGCUUCACAGCACACCGCACGCUACUACCGGGUAUCACAAAGCGAUCAAAGGACAAGGCCGCGCGGGCCGAGCGCUCUGCUGGCGGAGACAAGUCCAGCUCGGCCAAGCCCAAGAAGGCCACUUUCGACACCACCAAGAAGAAGGAGAUCGGUGUAUCAGACCUGACACUACUCAGCAAGGUCUCCAACGAGGCCAUCAACGAGAACUUGAAGAAGCGCUUCGAGGGACGCGAGAUCUACACAUACAUCGGCCAUGUCUUGGUGUCCGUCAACCCCUUUCGCGACCUGGGCAUCUACACCGACCAGGUCCUCGAGAGCUACAAGGGCAAGAACCGUCUGGAGAUGCCCCCUCACGUCUUCGCCAUUGCCGAAUCUGCCUACUACAACAUGAAGGCCUACAGCGAGAACCAGUGCGUGAUCAUUUCGGGCGAGUCCGGAGCCGGCAAGACCGAGGCGGCCAAGCGCAUCAUGCAGUACAUCGCCAACGUGUCUGGCGGCGGGUCGGGGGAUAUCCAGCAGAUCAAGGACAUGGUGCUCGCGACAAACCCUCUGCUUGAAUCCUUCGGUAACGCCAAGACGCUGCGAAAUAACAAUUCGUCCCGCUUCGGCAAGUACCUCCAGAUUCACUUCAACGCUCAGGGCGAGCCCAUCGGUGCCGACAUCACCAACUACCUCCUUGAGAAGAGCCGUGUCGUCGGCCAGAUCGCCAACGAGCGUAACUUCCACAUCUUUUACCAAUUCACAAAAGGAGCCUCCCAGCAGUACCGCGAAAUGUACGGCAUCCAGAAACCCGAAACAUACCUCUAUACCAGCAAGGCCAAGUGCUUCGAUGUCGACGGUAUCGAUGAUUUGGCCGAGUACCAGGAUACCCUUAAUGCUAUGAAGAUUAUCGGUCUCUCGCAGCAGGAACAGGACAAUAUCUUCCGAAUGCUGUCGGCUAUUCUUUGGGCAGGAAACCUGGUGUUUAAGGAGGGUGAUGAUGGAUAUGCUGCUGUAUCAGAUCAGUCCGUGGUUGAUUUCUUGGCAUACCUCCUCGAGGUUGAUCCCGCUCAGCUGGUCCACGCCCUCACGAUCCGUAUCUUGACCCCAAGACCCGGUGAGGUUAUCGAGUCUCCCGCCAACGUUCCCCAGGCUACCGCGACAAGAGAUGCCCUGGCAAUGGCCAUUUACUACAACUUGUUUGACUGGAUUGUGGAGCGCAUCAACUUGUCGCUCAAAGCUCGCCAAGCUACGACGAACUCGAUUGGUAUCCUUGAUAUUUACGGUUUCGAAAUUUUCGAAAAGAACAGCUUUGAACAGCUCUGUAUCAACUACGUGAACGAAAAGCUCCAGCAAAUCUUCAUCCAAUUGACACUCAAGGCCGAGCAGGAUGAGUACGCGAGGGAACAGAUCAAGUGGACGCCCAUCAAGUACUUUGACAACAAGAUUGUGUGCGACUUGAUUGAGUCUACCAGGCCCCCUGGUAUUUUCUCUGCUAUGAAGGAUGCCACCAAGACUGCCCACGCUGAUCCGGCGGCUUCCGACCGCACCUUCAUGCAGAGCAUCAACGGCAUGUCGAACCCCCAUCUUACGCCCCGUCAGGGUGCUUUUAUUGUCAAGCACUACGCCGGUGAUGUAACGUACAGUGUGGACGGUAUCACGGACAAGAACAAGGAUUUGCUUCUCAAGGGUGUCCAGAAUCUCUUCCAGGCCAGCCAGAACCAGUUCGUUCAUACUCUGUUCCCCCAGCAGGUCGACUUGGACAACCGCAGGCAGCCCCCUUCUGCCGGUGACAGAAUCAGAACUUCCGCGAAUGCUUUAGUCGAUACUCUGAUGAAGUGCCAGCCUUCAUAUAUCCGUACUAUCAAACCCAACGAGAACAAGUCGCCAACAGAGUACAACGAGCCCAAUGUUCUUCAUCAGGUCAAGUAUCUCGGUCUUCAAGAAAACGUUCGCAUUCGCCGCGCCGGUUUCGCAUACCGUCAGUCGUUCGAGAAGUUUGUCGACCGCUUCUUCCUACUCUCGCCUGCCACAUCAUACGCUGGUGAGUAUACCUGGACGGGCUCUUACGAAGCGGCUACGAAGCAAAUCCUCAAGGACACGAGUAUCCCGCAGGAGGAGUGGCAAUUAGGUGUGACCAAGGCUUUCAUCAAGUCGCCCGAGACUUUGUUCGCUCUGGAGCAUAUGAGAGACAGGUACUGGCAUAACAUGGCGACGCGCAUUCAGCGCAUGUGGCGUGCGUACCUUGCAUACAGGGCAGAGGCUGCCAUCCGUAUCCAGCGUAUCUGGAGGAAGAAACGCGUUGGUGCCGAGUACCUGCAGCUCCGUGAAGAAGGCCAUAAGGUGUUGGGAGGCCGCAAGGAGCGCAGGAGAAUGUCUAUUCUUGGUUCCCGUCGGUUCUUGGGUGACUACCUUGGCAUCAAUGCUACCACCGGUCCUGGUGCUCAGAUUCGCAAUGCCAUCGGCAUUGGUAGCAACGAGAAAGCAGUCUUCUCUUGCCGCGGUGAGCUUCUUGAGCACAAGUUUGGUCGUUCCAGCAAGCCUAGUCCUAGAAUCCUGGUCGUGACCAACAGCAAGUUCUACAUCGUCGCCCAGGUUCUCAAUCAGGGUCACGUUCAGAUCAUGGCAGAGAAGGCAUUCCCAUUGGCUUCCAUCAAGUUCAUCGGGGCGUCGACCGCUAGAGACGACUGGUUCUCCCUGGGUGUUGGGUCGCAGCAAGAGCCCGAUCCCCUACUCAACUGCGUGCUCAAGACAGAGAUGUUCACGCAGAUGAAGAGGGUCAUGCCCGGAAGCUUCAAUCUGAAGAUUGGCGACGCCAUUGAGUACGCCAAGAAACCCGGCAAGAUGCAGUUGGUCAAGGUGUUGAAGGAUGCACCAACCUCGCAGGACUUCUACAAGAGCAGUACUGUUCAUACUCAGCCUGGCGAGCCUCCCAACUCUGUGUCCAGGCCCCAACCCAAGGCCAAGCCUGUUCCUCCAAGGCCUAUCACCAAGGGCAAGCUUAUCAAGCCUGGUGGUCCUGGUGGAAGACCAGCAAGAAAUGCCAACCCGAACCGCACGGCUCAGCCCCGGCCCGGUGGCGGUCCUUCUAUCGCUGCUUCCAACCCUCUUGCUUCUUCUGCCACUGCGGCUUCUAGCAGGCCUGUUCCCGCUCACCCUGGGGCAGCCUCUACCACGGCCGCUGCCAAGUCCCUUCCCAGUCACACGAGGCAGCAGUCUAGCACCUCGACCGUGCGCCCUCCGCCGCCGCCUCCUCCAGCGCCGGCUGCUAAGCCUAAGAUCAUGGCCAAGGUACUGUAUGACUUUGCUGGUACAAGGGAAAACGAGCUCUCCAUCAAGGCUGGAGAUAUAAUUGAGAUUGUCCAGAAAGAGAACAAUGGCUGGUGGCUAGCCAAGACCCCCGAAGGCCAAGCCUGGGUUCCUGCCGCAUACGUAGAAGAGCAAGCCCCCGCACCUCCUGUCGUCGCGCCCCGUCCUCCUCCUCCUCCUCCCCCCGCUGCCAACGGUGGCGGUCGCGUAGCUCCUCAGCCGCCGGCCAAGCGACCAGUCGCUGGCCGUAAGCCCGCGCCCGCGCCCGCCGUGGCCUCGCUGCAGAAUAGGGAUUCGGGCAUGAGCUUGAACGGAGCGAACGGAUCAGGAAGCGAUGCGAGCAGGAGCAGUACCCCGACGCCGAGCAUAGCGGGCAGUUUGGCGGAUGCCUUGAAGGCGAGGAAGCAGGCGAUGGCGAAGAGAGAUGAUGAUGAGGAUGACUGGUAGUAGCCGUUCGUCUUGUUUGCUGUGCAAGCUAUCGUUGUCAUUGAAGCAGGCAUUUCAGGUGGUUGUGGGGAUUAAUCAAAGGAUGUGUGUGUGGUAGAACACGGAGAAGCGCAGCCGGCGCGUUCAGGCAUAUAUUUAUAUAUAUAUCUGCUUUUAUAAAUGUUCAGCUUUAGACAGAAGCGCAGGCGGGGCAUGAUACUUGUCUUUUUUUUUUU